GAGCCUAGACUCAGAAAAGUAUGUGUCCGCUCGCGCUCUUUGCCGUCUUUUUAGGACACAUGUUAUUUUCGUUGAAAGCUUCGACCCUUACCCACAAACCGAGAGUGACAUUGACAGACAAAGAUGUGAGCUUCCUAAGAAUCCAACUGUCUGGGAAUAACAGCCACAUAGAGCUCCUACAGGGCCCUCAGGACAACAUAGUAUAUGCUACAGGCCACAAAAACCUGUUCCGGACAAACUUCCACAGUUCUAAUACCUCUAGAAUGAGUCCUGUGUUUCGAGAGGGAUGUAGAAGUAAUGAUUCCACAUCACCAGACUGUCACUAUAACAUCACUGUUUUACACAUGACUAAAGAUCCAAACCAACUGUUCCUGUGUGGAACCAAUGGACAACAACACACAUUGUGCUGUUACAUGAACCCAUCAGACGACCCGUUUAACUGCACUCCAUCCAAGGGCAUCCAAUACAUUGGUCAACACAUAAAUGAAAGAGAGCCGUCGCUCCUCAUUGGUUCUUCUGGGGUAGAGGAGUUCUACACCACUCACUCAGGUACAGAGGGUUCCGUGGGGAUCAACAAGUUUGGGAAGAACAGGAUAUGGACAGAAAUGGACAGUGGAACAGAACAGAGAUAUGUGAGUUUGGUGGCUAGCGAGCAGAGAGAGGAUCGUCUGCAGGACAGACUAUAUGCUUUCUACAUAGAGAAGAACCGAGACCCGCGUUUGGACUCUGAUCUCUGGGUUCCUCGGGUUGCUCAAGUCUGCAUGGCCGAUCGUGGAGGACCUAAGGGCUAUCUGCAGUUCAGGUGGACCUCCAAGCUGAGUGCCAGGCUCUUCUGUGGAGACCAUGACAGCAGGCUGUCCUUCACCCAGCUAGUGGACGUGAACAGUGUUCUGGCAGAGAGGUGGCAGGAUACCAGGGUCUAUGCACUCUUCAGGAAUGGCUGGGGUAUGAGUGCUGUAUGUGUCUACACCGUAGAAGAUAUUGACCGCAUCUUUAAUACCUCCAACUUCAAGGGACACACGGGGUCCGUUCCAAGCCCACGACCUGGGGAGUGUGUUAAAGACAGUACUAAACUCCCCAUGGAAGUCCUGAAGAUGGUGGACAAGGUUUCAGAGAUGGAGGAGUGGGUCACCAGUAGGCCUCUCCUGGUCACUCACCACUAUUAUCACCACAUCUGCGUGGACAGAGUCCAAGGAAAGGGGAAUGUACUGUUUCUGUCUCUAGGGAAUGGAGGGAUUCAUAAGGUUCUGGAGAGGGAUGGUCAUGCCUUCAUCAUCGCUGAGUUACAACCUUUUAACUACAGAGCACACAUCCUCAGUAUGAUGUUGCACUCCUCCACGGGGAAGCUGUAUGUGGGCUCCAGCAGAGAGCUGGUUCAGAUUGACCUGGGCAGCUGUGAGCAGUAUGGAGCCCAGUGUGAAGACUGUGUCCUGGCCAGAGACCCUUACUGUGGCUGGGACGGCCAUCACUGCACCACAGCUACAAAUAAUACAAUUCAGGAUGUGGAGAACGGGAACCAUCAGGUAUGCAGCAACAUAUCCAGAGGAGUUACUGCAAGUAAAGUUUACUUUCUAAGGUCAUCAGUUGGCGCUGCAGAUGGAAUCAGAGUUUCUCAAUCUUCAAAGUACUUCCUCCAUUGCCCAACCUUGUCCAGCCACGCUGAGUACAGCUGGAGGCACCAUGGCAACACCACAGCAAGACCGUGCAUCUCCACAGGGUCAGAGCACCAGUGUCUCCUGCUAAUAGAGAGCAUGGGCCCUGAGCAGCAGGGAACAUACAGCUGUGUGUCUGAGGAGAGGGGCUACCACCGGACUCUGGUGCAGUACCAGUUACAGCUGGACAGUGGGGCCACAGGCCUGGCCUCUCACCACCUGCCCUGUCCUGGUCUGGGUCUGGUACUAACACUGGUCCUGACUUUGCUCUGUUAGCAUCGGCUCUAUGGACUCUCACCCCAGCCCUAUAACCAAGCUGACUUGACUUGGACAUCCCUGCACUUGUACUUUGGUCUUCCUUACACCCACGCUACCUCAAGAAUAGUUAAUGACAGUCAAGUGACCGAGCCAUUUCGCUGAGCCGUUUCCUUUGUUACUUUCACAAUCAAUUGGUAAAAAACAUAGCGCUGUAGAAGUUAAAGCUACUGCACUGGUGCAGUUAAGGAUUUAUUGGCUUUAUAUGUUUUAUAAUCAUGCUACGUUAUCCAAUAUGGAACUUUUCAGGGGUUUAAAAUAUUUUAUGUGAAAAUCUGAAUAUACAGUAUAUAUAGCAAAAACAGACUAAGUUUGUUACAUUUUAGAAAUCUAUUUUUUACUUAACUCCUAACUUUCUUGCUAACAGCAUGAUGGUUGUAAAUAUAUAUAGUACCAGUCAAAAGUUAGGACACACCUACUCAUUCAAGGGUUUUUCUUUAUUUUUACUAUUUUCUACA
Molecule: messenger RNA, 2425 nt
Organism: Salvelinus namaycush (lake trout)
Lineage: Eukaryota; Metazoa; Chordata; Actinopteri; Salmoniformes; Salmonidae
Product: semaphorin-7A-like
Exons: 14
Coding region: 21-1928 (635 amino acids)
Biological process (GO): positive regulation of macrophage cytokine production; regulation of inflammatory response; semaphorin-plexin signaling pathway
Molecular function (GO): semaphorin receptor binding; chemorepellent activity; integrin binding
Source: RefSeq, a predicted model, not a curated record